Alternaria alternata is the source of this 492-nucleotide messenger RNA. RefSeq lists its product as hypothetical. The transcript is spliced from 2 exons. Lineage: Eukaryota; Fungi; Ascomycota; Dothideomycetes; Pleosporales; Pleosporaceae. Bases 1 to 492 code for a protein of 163 amino acids. The record is from RefSeq and is a predicted model, not a curated record.
AUGACUAUUGAGAAUCGAGACGACAUCGAAUGGUCUAUUCCUGCAUUCAAAGGGAUUCAGAUCAGCUCAAUCGCCUUAUUUGCGCCGGUCUUGUUAUCAGACUCGGUCUUAGCUCGAUCACGCGAUAUGCUCAAGGCUUACUUACGAGUAUUCGAUCCCACAGGUCAUCAAUUGACGUGGAAUAACUCUACAGGGGCUCCCAAAGAAGCACUUGAUAUCUCCUGGGCUGAGUUGCUUGAUGAGUACUUACGUCCACAUGAAUGCGUAUUCGAAACAGAAAGCGGAGGGAAAGGGCUAUGCCCUGCGCCGGCACGCAGAGGUGAUCUAGUAGUGAUAUUGUAUGGAGGAGCAGUGCCAUUUUUACUUAGACCGACAGAUUCCCCAAGUUUCUACACGUUUGUAGGAGAAUGUUACCUUGAAGGUUUCAUGAAAGGCGAGGCGUUUGCUUCGGAAGGCCACGCCUUCGAAGAGAAUAUUUUCAGACUAGUCUAA